Messenger RNA from Colletotrichum acutatum, 1170 nucleotides. RefSeq lists its product as uncharacterized. Lineage: Eukaryota; Fungi; Ascomycota; Sordariomycetes; Glomerellales; Glomerellaceae. The record is from RefSeq and is a predicted model, not a curated record. The transcript has a single exon. The coding region runs from base 1 to 1170 and encodes 389 amino acids.
AUGGAUCUUCAACAAGCGCUGCAACAAGGUCACCCAACCAUCCUCGACCGUCUGACCUUACUCCCGCUCGAGCUCCAGAAGCACAUCCUCUACGACUACCUCACAGUAAGUAGCAGCCCCUGCAUCUUAUCCCUCUUCGUCCCGGACUGGGCCGUCUGCGCCCGCGCCUCAGAUCCCGUCAACGAGAUUUACGACCUUCAGCGGAUCGACGUCUAUACCAAGGGCGGUGGCAGCGUUCGAGGUAAGUACGAGUCCGGGGUGCGGCACGGGGACGGGGAUCACGCUUCGUUUCCGUUGAUGAGGCAGGCAGACGGUUCACGCGAGCGACAGCAACAGCACGGUGCAUUGCUGCUGGAGGAAGAGCUCGGCAAGAGGUUCCCGGCUGCGAUGGACUGGGCUCUGCGCGACCUCGGACGAAACGGGCUGAGAGUGUUUGAGCAGGUUUGGCCGAGGGGACAUGAUGAUGGGAUAGGUAGGUGUAUGGCUUCCGGUGCGCUCGUCUUUCGUGAGACUAGUUGCUGUCACGGACGGGGUGCCGACCAUUCUCAUCCAAGAAGAGCAGCAAGAUCAGACACGUCGUUGUCGUUGCCUCGUCACCUAAUGUUCAACAGCCUCCCCUCCGACCCCUAUCUCCAGCUGCGGCUGCGCCGCAACGCCGUGACCGAGUUCCGAAGCGACAUGGCGUUCUUCAUCGAACGGGGCUUUCCCGAUGAGGAGUUUAUCGCAGUAGACUGGGCUGCCAUGAUGCAGCUUGAGACGCUCUUUUUGGAUUUGCGGACGUAUGCGAGUGGUGGUGGUGGGUUCCUCCGGGACGCGAUCCGGUGUGCCGCGGUGAGGAUGGGGUGUCUUCGGCUCCGGUGUCUUGUCAUCGCGGGGUUGAGGACGGGGGAGAGGUACGGUAGGUCGCGAGUGUGUGAGUGGGAGAAGGACGAGCAGCAGGAGGAGGUUGAUGGGGAGGUGAAUUGGGUCAAGGUCUUUGCGCCGGCGUUGGGGGAGGGCGGGAGGUUGGUGUUUGUUGAUCGGAGAAUUGUUAACGUUGAUUGGGAUGCAUGGAGGGUUCGGGCUGAGGGGGAAGGGUUGUUGGUUCGUCAGGGGGAGGAGGAUGAAGAUGGGGGUCGUGGUGCUGGGGCGUAUUUGAGGCAUUUGGACAGAGCGAUGGGCGACCGGUGA